AUGGCUUGCAGGAAUUUUCAUCAGUGGGUACUGGCUAAUGUAAAGGUAGCAACACUUGAUUUUAAAGAUAAUAGCGAGGAUGUUAUAUAUGAAUGUGCUAGGUUGGGAGCUUUCCGAAAGGUUGAGAAGGUCAUUAUGAAGAAUUGUGAGUUCAAAUUGAAGAAAUUAUUUGAGAAUCAUGCUCAGGAAUGGUUAGCUUUGUGUUGUGAUUUGAAUUGUUCUGACUUUGAUUCUCUUUACAAAUUCAAAGAUUUUGAAACAUUUUCUUUGAAUAGGGCUGGUAAUGAUUGGACCAGUUAUAGGCGUAUAUCUCAAUUCGACAAGUUGAGAGUUUUAAAAUUGAUAGGAUGUGGGUUUCAAGGACCAAGUACAGAUUGGUGGUUUAACUUUCUAGCAACUCGUAAACCUGAUUUGAAAAUUGUUGAUUUAUCGAAUUGCCAGCUCACUUGGUAUGGUUUGAAUCUUGUUGGAUCGAUUUCAUCAUUGGAAUCGUUGAAUGUUGGAAGGUAUGAGAGUUGGGAAGAAUUGAAACCCUUUACGAAGUGGAAUAUGCCUAAUCUAACUUUUUUGAACAUUUCUGGAUUUCACAUUUCAGAAGCUGUUCCAGAUAUUUGUAAAUUGACGAAAUUGCAAACUUUGAAAAUGGAAUGUGGAAGAGUUCAACAUGAAAAACCUUGGAAACAGUUUGCUGAAACUAUUUUCCCCAAUUUAACAGUAUUGGACAUGUCAAAAAAUUCUGUCUCUGUUGAUGCCUUAAAACCAAUGCACAAUUUAACAUCACUCAAUCUGACCAAGUGUGGCAUUAAUAAUGACCAUUUGGAAAAAUUAUUCAACGGCUUGCUUACAAAGAUUGCCAUUUUGGAUAUUUCAGAGAAUGAUAUUUCAGAUUUGGGAAUAUUUCGUAUAUGCCUUUCUGAAUAUUCUUCCACUUUGAGAUCUAUAACUUGUAUUCCUCACAAAUCUCUGUUGACUAGUGUGAGUGUUAAAGAUAUAGUCAACUCUCCAUAUUUACAAAAUUUGACAUUGCUUAAUCUUUGUGGAAAUGACAUUGGCUCUGCUGGUUUGAAACUCUUGAGCGAUAGUAAUCUUGUCAAAUUGAAAGUGCUCAAAUUGUGUAGAAAUUCACUUUCUGAAAGUUCAAUGCUAAACUUUGCGAAUGGAAAUAUCAGAAAUCUGACUGAUAUUGACUUCUCACCAGACAGUGUCCCUGAAUCCAAGUUUAAGGAUGCCUUCCCUCUAUUAAAAACGUUGAACAGACGUGCUAUUAAAAGGUAA
Molecule: messenger RNA, 1275 nt
Organism: Naegleria gruberi
Lineage: Eukaryota; Heterolobosea; Eutetramitea; Acrasida; Naegleriidae
Exons: 1
Coding region: 1-1275 (424 amino acids)
Molecular function (GO): protein binding
Source: RefSeq, a predicted model, not a curated record